This is a messenger RNA of Ochotona curzoniae (black-lipped pika), 4918 nucleotides long. Its product is annotated as protein BHLHb9-like. The transcript has 4 exons. The coding region runs from base 821 to 2485 and encodes 554 amino acids. The record is from RefSeq and is a predicted model, not a curated record. NCBI's taxonomy places the organism in Eukaryota, Metazoa, Chordata, Mammalia, Lagomorpha, Ochotonidae.
UCUGUUUUCUAAAUACCCCCAGUCUGUUUUAAGUAGUAUGCAUUGAUGUGUGGGAACGGAGGUUCAGAGCAAAGGGUAAAAUCUUCCUACAGAAUCAUUUCCAGAUAUUUGAACUCAAUUUGCUUCUUCAAUUUCUGGUUCUAUACACUGAAAUUCUGUCUCUACUCACCCCUCACAGCCCCUGUCACUUUACUAUAGUCAAUCCCACAGAAGAUUUGGGCAUAUUUUUGUCCACAUAUAUCUGAGUAGCUAUAAGACUUGUUAGAAUUUAUUUAUAUAGUCCUUGAUUAAUAGGAAGGUGUUAGAACCUCUAAUCUGGGUAUCUGUCCAUGAAUCUGAUGUUUUCUAGUUUUGCCAACAUAUUUCCUCUCUUUUUGCUGAAUGCUCUUUCCCUCAUGGGACAUGAUUCUUCUCUAGAUAGAAGAUAUUUCUUUGCUGCAAAGGAGAUCUUUCUGGAUUGGAGGCUGACACACGUGAUGAGGUUCUCAUAGGAAUCUGUAGUUAGCUGUUCUCUUGGAAGUGGAUCAAGAAAGAACAAAGCUGUUCAUUUGGAUCUAAGGUUCAUCUCCACUGGUGGCUGUACUGGCUUUGGAUAAGCUGAAGAUCAUCAACUUCAGCAGCUCUGCGCUCACAAACCAUCAUCCUCUUCUUGCCUGAGUGUGCCCCUUACCUCUGUAUCAUUGACAGAGUUUAUGUUUAGAAAAGGGACUGUGUGACUGCUGAAUUGUCAAGUAACUAUAACCCUUGCUACUACAUUUAUCCUUGACUUAAAGAGUGUUAAGACACAUAGCUGAGGCCAACACUGCACAGGGCUUCAACCAUGCCUGGGAGUAAGAAAAAGAUGAAAGCCCAAGCCAAAAAUGAAAGAAAGGCUGGUGCACAGGCUAAAACUCGAGCAGAGAAGGAAGCUGCUUGUGUGGGAAUACCAGUAGCUAAAAGUCGGGCCAAAGGAAAAGCCAAGGCAGGCUCUAAAACAUUGGCUGAGUUGAAGGCAAUAUCUAAGAGCAGGGCUGCUGCUGAGAUGAAGGAAGGAGCUCUGUCAGAGCCCAAGGCUGCAGCCAAAGCAGUGGUAGAUUGUCCAACCAAAGGAGGGGCCAGUGAUUAUAGUCCCAAGGCUAAAUAUGAUAAUAUCCGCUCUACAGAUAAAAAUGAGACUGGUACUGAUACCUGGCUUUGGGCUGGGGAGGAGGAUGGAAUCAGCACUUUGUUCUGGAAUGGAGAAGAGGCAGGCAAUCGUUCCAAAGCUAAGAGUGAAAAGAAAGCUAAUAUUGGUGCUCGGGUCUAUGCUAAAGAGUCAGAGUCAAUGCCUGGGCCCAGCUGCAAGCUUGGAUCAAGGACUGAGGAUGAAGAAGAAGAAACUGUUAUUGGGAACUGGUUUUGGGAAGGAGAUGAUAACAGUUUUGAACUUGAUCCUAAACCUGUGUGCCGGAUAAUUAAACCCCAGCCUGUGGAUGAAAUUAAUGAAAAAAACAGGCCCAAGGACUGGUCUGAGGUCACUAUCUGGCCUAAAGCCCCUGCUGUAACUCCAGCAGUGUUAGGAUUUAGAUCCAAGGCUCCAUCUGAAACAAAGGGUUCUUCAUAUGUUGUUCUGGCCUCAGCUGAGGAAAAUACCCAUUCUUUGCCUGCUGCAACAGCCAGCUCUUCUAGAAGUGCUCGAUUCAACUCACAAAGUGUCCCUGAGUACCCAUUUGGUUCUGAACCUUGCAUUCAGACCAUAGAUGAGAUAAGACGUCAAAUCAAGAUCAGAGAGGUAAAUGGCAUUAAGCCAUUUGCUUGCCAUUGCAAAAUGGAAUGCUAUAUGAAUUCUGAAGAAUUUGAAAAGCUUGUUAGCAUACUGAAGUCAACUACUGAUCCUCUCAUUCAUAAAAUAGCGCAGAUUGCAAUGGGAAUCCAUAAGGUUCAUCCUUUUGCCCAAGAAUUCAUUAAUGAGGUGGGUGUAGUGACUCUUAUUGAAAGUUUGCUCAGUUUUCCUUCCUCUGACAUGAGAAAAAACACUGUAAUUACUCUGAAUCCUCCUUCUGGGGAUGAAAGACAGCACAAGGUUGAAGUACAUGUUAAGCAUAUGUGUAAGGAAACUGUAGCUUUUCCCUUGAAUUCACCUGGGCAGCAGUCUGGCUUAAAGAUACUGGGGCAACUGACUACUGAGCCUGUGCAUCACUAUAUUGUUGCCAAUUACUUUUCAGAGCUUUUCAAUUUACUUUCCCAGGGAAAUCGUAAAACCAGAAAUCUUGUUCUGAAACUACUUUUGAAUAUGUCUGAAAAUCCAUCUGCAGCCAGAGACAUGAUCAAUGUGCAGGCAUUGACAGCAUUAAAACUCAUCUUUAACCAGAAUGAGGCAAAAGCCAAUCUUGUUACUGCUGUGGCCAUAUUUAUUAACAUAAAGGAGCAUAUCAGGAAGGGCUCAAUUGUAGUUGUUGAUCACUUAAGUUAUAAUACACUUACAGAUAUUUUCCGUGAAGUUAAAGGAAUUAUUGAAGCAAUGUAAACUCAGAAAGAAAUACAGAGAGCACUUUGAACCCCAGUUUCCCAAGUGUCACACUGUACGUUCCUAAAGGACCUUGUAUAGUGUUUUGGUCAUUACGGUGUGAACAUUAUACAUUACAUCUUUAACAUGAUGCUCCCCGUGGCUGGUUCUAGGUUUGAACUAUCAAAUGAAUAUUAUAUCUUGAGCUGAAGAUGUUUGUUGAGCUUUGUCUUGUCCUAAUUGGCAAAUUGUUAACAUUUUACCUAAGAUAGUGAAUCAGUUCACAUGUGUAAGCUACCUUGUUCAUUUGUGUCUACAUAGGUCCAUUUGUGAUUUCAACUAUCAAAAAAGAAAUUAUCUUUGACUUUGUUCUCUACUUAGAGGAGCAAGGCAUAUACACAUAGACAAGUAACUAACAGUACCUAGAGUGUGCAUCCAUUUUCUAGUUGGUGCAUGUGUCCUCUUGAUACAUAAAGGAGGCAGAGGUUGUUAUAGACCACUUAAAAGAGGAACAGUUUUCCCCCAUUUUAGCUGCAUCAGAUAUUUAUUUUACAACACAGGAAUUACCCUGAAACUCAAAAAAGAAUGUUUAUUUUUUUUUUCACUGCCAAAACUUUACUUAAAUAGUUAUUCAUAGUAAAGUCUUGCUGUAGAAGAUGACUUUUCAGAACUUUUCAGGAGAUGGAUUUAGGGAGAAAAUAUUUCUCUAGUAUGCACUUUGCCAGACACUGUGUUGUACUAUACUAAUUUAUCCCCUAUUGCAGUGAUUCUGUGAGCUAAGGUGUCAUAUUUUUAUCAAAACUCAUUUUGAAGAAUACCUUCCAGUGAGGAAUGGAGAGGAUAGUUUUUCCUUGAGUCCCACAGCACACAGUUGCUUUCUUAGCCAUCAGAACCCAUCUCACUUCAGUAGCUUUUAGUAUUCUCUUAGGUAUUCACCUUCAAAAGAUCAGACUUGGUUUUGGUUUUAGUGGUUUAAUUUUGUGUUGAAUAAUGUCCCUGCUAAGUUUUGCCAUUAACUGCCUCCAAGGAUUAUCUCUUAGGCGUUUAUAUCUGGCUGGAGGUCAGGAGAUAAGUCUUGACAUGAAUGUGUGGAUUUUACCUGGCAGAGUCUGGGAAAUGGUAGGUGUAGGAAACUUGGCAGAACUAAUGAGAUGUCAUUUUGCAGGCAUCAGCAAGUGAAACUUACAAUAUAUCCCCCCUACCUUUUUCUGCCCGUAUUUACUUUAUCUUUCAAAGAGUUGGAAUCAUUCUAUACAUUAUUUUUUAUCCUACAUUUUAAAAGGUAAUUGGCUUCUUCCUCCAUAAAAAUUACACCUUCAUUUCCUUUUACCAUGUGUAAUUUACUCUCUUGUGUGUCAUAAGGCCAAAAGCCUCUGUAUUUUACAAUUAGGCAACUCAAUUUCUGCACUUGUAACAUCUAAAAUUAUGUAGAAUGACCUUAAGACAUCUGAACCCAGAAUGGUAGCUUCAAGAACUGAAUAUAAACCUAGGAGAGAGGGUGCUGUCUUACCCUAUAAUACUAUGAUUCCUGAAAGCAUCAAAGUCCGGAAAGUAUUCCCGGGACCUUUGGGUUAUGGCUGAGUUUUCUAAGAUUCCUGUCUAAGCUGAAAAUAGUCUGUGAAAAUGUCAAGUUACAUGCUUUGAGAUUUUUGGACAGCUAAGAAACUAAAGCAAAAUCAUUUGUAAAUACUGUUUGAAUUUUAUAUCACCCCUCAACUGUAUUUUGUGAACAUCCUUCCAUGGCAGUAAAUACACUUCUGCAACAUAUAUUUUAAUCAAUACUUUUUGUAAUGUUAACAAUUGGUGUAUAGUGUUGUAAUUUUUCAUUCAUAUUUUCUUGAUAUUUAAUAUGUACAAAUUUAUUCUUUUACAAAAAUGAGUAUAGGAUUCUGCAACUUGCCUUUUCCUUGUAACAGUUAUCUUUCUGAUUUAGUAUUAUGUAAAUCUACAGUGUGCUUUUUUAUUAGCUUUAUUGGUAUUUAUUGUCAUACAUCUAUUAAUAUUUAUUGACAUGUUAGGCUGCAUAAAGUGUACAAUUUGAUAAGUUUUGACAUAUAUGUAUUCAUUAAAUUAUGAACAGUCUAAAUAGUGAACAUAUCAAUCGAGAGGCAUCUGAAUGCCUCUUUGUAGUCUUUCUCUUCUACCCUUCUUUGGUCCCUUACUCCCAGACAACGAGUGAAAUUCUUUCUAACAACAUAUGGAAAAUAUGCAGUCAUUGUUAUUUUUGUAAGUUAUCUAAGUAAAGUUAUAUUGCAUGUGCUCUUUGGGACAAGGAUCUCACAUAGUUUAUUCAUAAUUAUGUGAUAUUCAGAUUUUGUGUCUCAAAAUUCCAUUGCAACUUGUUGACAAGUUAUAUUCUGUGUAGUUUUUCUGUAGUUUAUAUAUCCCUUCAUUUGUUGAUGAACAUUUGAGUUGUUCAGUUUUGUGCUGUUACAAAUAAAGAUACUGUGAGCA